Messenger RNA from Pungitius pungitius (ninespine stickleback), 2421 nucleotides. It is a transcript of the gene insm1a, whose product is annotated as insulinoma-associated 1a. Gene Ontology annotation, biological process: regulation of cell cycle process; negative regulation of transcription by RNA polymerase II; neuron differentiation. The record is from RefSeq and is a predicted model, not a curated record. Gene Ontology annotation, cellular component: nucleus; transcription repressor complex. NCBI's taxonomy places the organism in Eukaryota, Metazoa, Chordata, Actinopteri, Perciformes, Gasterosteidae. Gene Ontology annotation, molecular function: DNA-binding transcription repressor activity, RNA polymerase II-specific; RNA polymerase II cis-regulatory region sequence-specific DNA binding.
UGUCAUCAUGUCGCCUUAAAAAGAGUGCAGCUAUGUUGUGGUUGAAGCACCUCGGGAGGAGGACAGAGGAUCAAUAGCGGCGGCAGGAGACAACAAAAAGGCGCAUCAGAUGUUUGCGUGGAAGUGAAAGUGCCUUCAGGGUUUAACGCGACCAUGCCGAGGGGAUUUUUGGUGAAAAGGAACAAGAGGACCAACCCGGUCUCUUACCGGGUCCGCCCCGACCAGGAGGACGCGGAGCAAACGGCGCCCGAUGCGCCGCCGCCGCCGCUUUCCCGCGCGCCUCUUUCCGCCUCCUUCCCGGUGCGCGCACGGACGCCAACGCCCACCUGCGGGGCGGCGGCGCCGGAGCAGAUCGGCAGACCGGUGCAGUUCGGGAACCCGGAGCUGGUGUGCCAGGCGCUGUACAGCCCCACCCGGCCCGUCAGCCGGGACAACGACCGCUCCUCCUCCUUCGAGAGGCGCUUCAACCUCGGAUCGCCGGUUUCGGCGGAGUCCUUCCCGACACCGGUAGCGCUGCCCGCCCUGGACCACCUCUGCGCCCCGGUGGACCUGAAAAUCGGCUCCAGCAACAGCAGCCGCACCGGGACCAGCGCGACGCUCCCCGCCGCGGCCACCAAGCGGCCCGCCGGCGACGCCGAGCGCAAAAGCAAACCGCCGUCCAAGAAAACCAAAGCCAUCCGGAGGCUGCACUUUGAGGACAAUGUCACCACGUCUCCGGUUCUCGGGCUCAAGAUCAAAGAGGCGCCGGUGGACCAGAAGCCUCCGAGGCCGCAGCUGCCCGGAGGGGACAACGUCCCGCUGGGCGAGUUCGUGUGCCAGCUGUGCCGCGAGGCGUACGCGGACCCGUUCGCUCUGGCGCAGCACAAGUGCUCCCGGAUAGUGCGGGUCGAGUACCGGUGUCCCGAGUGCGACAAGGUGUUCAGCUGCCCGGCCAACCUCGCCUCGCACCGGCGGUGGCACAAGCCGAAGCCUCAGAGCGCGGCCGCGGGGGGGCCGCAUCCCGAGAGCGACCGGGCGUCCGCGUCCGGUAAGACCGCCGCGGAGGAAGCGAAGGAUUCUAGUGACAGGGACACCCCCAGCCCGGGCCCGUCCGAGUCCGGCUCGGAGGAAGGGCUGUACGACUGUAGCCACUGCGGGAAGAAGUUCAAACGGCCGGCGUACCUGCGCAAGCACCUGGCGUCCCAGCACGGCUCCCCGCCACCGGCGGAGGGCGAGGACGCGGCGGGGCGCAGCGCGGCGCCGCUGAACCUGAGCGGCGCCGCGUGCCACCUGUGUCCGGUGUGCGGGGAGAGCUUCUCCAACCGGGGCGGCCUGGAGCGGCACAUCCGGCUGCUGCACUCCUCGCAGGUGUAUCCGUGCAAGUACUGCCCCGCCGUGUUGUACAGCUCCCCGGGACUCACCCGCCACAUCAACAAGUGCCACCCGUCCGAGAACCGCCAGGUGAUCCUGCUGCAGGUGCCGCUGCGCCCCGCCUGCUGAUCCGCGUCCGGGACACAAGUUGCCUCUUCGAAUCCAGCAGCUCGAGCUCAAGGAUUUAUCUUCUCUUGCUUCUGUCAUUUGGAGAAAGAAAAUCAGCACAUUUGAAACGAAUCAUUUUUAAAUCCUACUUUUUUUUGAACAAUUCAUCUCCUUUUGAUAAUUUUAAAAAUCGGUUUUUGACAAAAUGAUUGAGGUAAAAUAAGAAGUUAAAGAGUUUCUUGCAGUGUAACAGUGUCAGCUCAGAGGUCAGAGGUCAGCCGCUCACCUGUCAGGGUGAUCAGUGCCUUGCUCAAGGACACUUCAGCAGGUUCUGGGUGUGUGUUUGAACCUUGGCCUAUAAACCCCCCCCCCCACACACACACACACACACACUCCUCCCUUUAAGCACCUCUGACGUCAUUCUCCAGACACUUAAGCUUAGACCGUUAAUUUAUUUUUCUAGCAUCUCUGCACAAGUGCUACUAGCUUCUAGACCUAAGAGGGGGGUCAUGGGGGGUCAUGGGGGGGGGGUCUGGUGUCUUUGCUCUGAUUAGCUUUACCGUGGAGGAUCCGUGGAUCAGUAGAUGUUUGCCUGGAAGGCAAAGAGAGAAACGCGUAGCCGCUGGAGGCCUUUGGAUCGGAGCCUCGUGCUGUAAAUCUGCCUUAAAAAACUCCUCUGAUUGUUCUUCGCUUGUUAAGCUCCACACCAGCGUUAUUAUUUAUUUAUGUAUUUAUUGAAUUGUUUGUGUAAGUUAUUGCUCUGUGUGCUCCGUGGUGUGUUUUUAAUUUAACUUAAAGGAAGAGGUGACGUUAAAGCAAUCAAUGACUUCUAUCUCCUGAAUGAAUAAUAACUGGAUGCAAUCAUUGAUUUGUGUGUUUCACGUUUUGUUUGUAACCGUUAGCUCUUCUGCUGCUCCGUGGCUGCAGCAUUUUGCUAAAUGUCCAAAAAUAAUAAAAAACCAA